Messenger RNA from Dentiscutata erythropus, 4213 nucleotides. The record is from the annotation of a GenBank genome assembly. NCBI's taxonomy places the organism in Eukaryota, Fungi, Glomeromycota, Glomeromycetes, Diversisporales, Gigasporaceae.
CGAUCUAUUAGAAGCCUUUACUGAUGUUGUUGUAGGCAACAAAACAAUAGCAACUAUUGCACCUAUACUCGAAAAACCUCAAAAUGGCGAGUAUGACCAUGAAACUUUUAUACAAUACCUCCUUGAUGCAAUAUGGUACAUCGAUACUACAAUAAUUGACGGUGCUAAUGAUAAGACGAUUGAAAGUGACCGUCGUCGAAACUUAAGCAGCAUUGUUAAAUAUCUUAAUACAAAUAACAUCGUUGAUACCAAAAGCAUGAAGACCAAGUUAGAUGUCACUCUACUAGAAAAUGCUGGAAUUGUAGAAGAAAAAACUUUUGGCCGACGAUGUGUAAGGAUAAAUACGGCAUUGUUAUAUAAGCAACAAAAGUAUAACCUUGCACGAGAAGAAUCAGAAGGAUAUUCAAAGUUAAUGUGCGAAUUAACCAUGAGUUAUGACGCCAUGUAUAAAAAUGAAGAUGAAAAGUCUCGGAAUAUGCGUGUGCAAAGUCUCUUGGAAACUAUACAGACAUUAAUAGGGUUCUUUAACUUGGAUCCUAAUCGUGUUCUCGACUUGAUUCUUGAUGUAUUUAUUGCAAAUGUAAAAGAUCAUUAUGAAUUUUUUAUACGACUUUUAAAAAAUUCUCCUUGGCUACCAGAUCCUGUUGAUGUGGAUAAAUGUAGUUCUAACUACGAUAUUCUGGAUGAGUGGUUGAAUGAUAAGGGUAACCCAACAUGUGCUCAUUUGCUUGGCACUAAGUUUUCCCGUUAUAAAGGUUCCGAUACGAUGCCGGAUGUAAUUCAAUCAUUGCACAUUGCUUCAGCCAUAUUAGUUCAUAACGAGAUCGUGAAAAUUGCUGAUCUAUAUCCACACAUUCUUAAGGAGCCUGAUAAUAAUGAUCCAUACGAACAUAUAAACGGCAUUGCAUGCGCUUUUCUUGAAAUUGGCGACAUUUAUCAUGCACGUUACAUAUUGCAUCAUCUUCCUGAUAUUGGAGAGUCCGUCGCCAAAUGUUUACGAGAGAUAAUUAAUGUGGCAGUCCACGAAGUUUAUAUUACAAUCGCCCCUCGAUUAAUAAAGUAUUUUCCGACUCCGACGUUUUUUGGUUCUUGGUAUAAACAUUGGAGUGAAGGAAUACCCAUUUUUCAUUCCUAUAUGGAUCUCAUAAAUGAAAAAGGACGUCAAUUAUUGCAUUUUGUCGGUCCAUGGCUCUCUAAAGAUCUUGUAUUACUCACCAAACUAAUGCGUAUUGCAUUUCACCAUCUAAAAGAAUCCAAAAAUGCUCCAGAUCGCAAAAUUAUCCAAAAUGGUUGGAUCGAAAUACUCCUAACGGUAAUUUUACCAAGCAUAGCAAUGCCAGAUACUACUUGUGGUGUGAUAGAUGAGUUAUGGAACAUUCUUAAAUUAUUCACAUACGAAACAAGAUACAAAAUAUAUGCCGAAUGGAAGUUAAUUUACAGUACUCACUGGUUAUUAAGAGAACAGCAGAAGAAGGUUUCAUAUAUUACUAAAGAUAUUUUAAAGAAGAUCACUGAAGAAAAUUGUCGGGUGAAAGGUCGUGAUCUCGCCAAAAUUUCUCAUGCAAAUCCGACUGUUGUUUUUGAAAUUAUUCUAAAGCAAAUUCAAGCAUACGAUAAUAUGAUGACUUCAUUUGUUGAGGCCUGUAAAUACUUUACAACUCUUGAAUAUGAUAUUUUGACUUAUCAGAUGCUAGAGAUAUUUGCUUGUGACAGGAAAAGAUUAAAAGAAGAUGGUGUCAAUAUUAGUGAUUGGCUUAAGCACUUGUCAGAUUUUUGUGGAAAUAUGUGUAGGAAAUACGAUAAAAUGAACCUCGCAAGCAUUCUUCAAUUCAUUGUCUGCAAGCUCAAAGAUCGCAGCUCCGUGGAUUUAUAUGUUCUUUCACAGCUAAUUACUGCAAUGUCUGGAAUUAAAUACGAGGCAAUUCCUUCAAAUUUAGAUGUGAUCCUUAUGGGUACUGGAGAACAUCUACGGAAUAUUAAAUUAUUUAAUCGGAAUCAAAAAAAUGUUCGCCGUAAUUCUUUGAGGCUGGGUCAAAUUCUUAUUGAGGAAGGAUUUGCCAUGAAGAUUGCUAUACUGAUUGCUCAACUGACACAAAGCAUUGUGUAUGAAGCAUUUGGUAUGGUGGAAGAAUCAGCAGGUCUUAAAUCCUUUGUUCAUCAAAUGGAUCUUUGUCGCAACACUUACAUCCAAUAUGUAGACUUUUUAGCAAUGACUAUAGGCAUGGAUGAAUAUACUGCAAUUGUUCCUGAUAUUGAAAAAUUGACUAAAACAUACAAAUUACAAAUGGAAUAUACUUUUAUGAUGCUACGUCCAAUAAUGAAUUACAAAUUGAAGCAACAUACCGAUGCAAACGAUUCAAUGAAUGUAGACAAUGAGUCAGCGAUAAUUUGGCAGCCCUCCUUAUUAUCUAUAAUUGAUCAAGUUAAGCCCAUUCUACCGGCCUAUGUGUGGAAUGGGAUCAGUCCACAUUUCUUUAUUACUUUUUGGCAAUUGUCUUUAUACGACCUAGAAUUCCCGCAAGAGGAAUAUCGUAAGGCUAAAAAUGAUCUGCUAAAUUCUGCCAAUGACGAUAAGGUUCGUGAUAAAUCCAAAAUUCUUGAUAUCGCUCGUCAAAUUGACGAAGAGAGGCGAACACAUGAACAACACGUAAAAAAUGUUAAGAACCGAUUAAAGAUCGAGAAAGAUCAUUGGUUUUCCGGACAAUUCACUAAUCGCCAAGAUAUAAUAACACAAUUUUGGCAGUAUUGUCUUUUCCCUCGGUUGAUUACAAGUGCUGACAAUGCCGUAUUUUGUGCUAAAUUCAUUGAAACUAUGCAUGAAAUUGGCACCGCUAACUUCUCAACGCUCACAUUAUAUGAUCGGAUCUUUGCAGACCAAGUGCAACCAUUGAUCUUUACUUGUUCUGAAUCUGAGGCACGGAACUACGGUGCUUUUCUUCAAACAAUUUUGGCAUCCCUUAGUAAAUUGCACAAAAAUCCACAAGAAUAUGAACAUAAAGGUAAAGGAUCGGGGAUUCCAGGAUUCCAAAUGAAAUGGUCCGCACAUAAUCGCCAGCCGACCAGCAUUUCCGAAACUGAUCUACUCCAAUAUGAAGAUUUUAGACGUGUAUAUUAUAAGUGGCACUCAAAACUUCUUAAGGCUUUUGAACAAGGCCUUCAAUCUAUGGAAUACUUUUCAGUUAGGAACUCUAUUAUUGUCCUUAACGACAUUGUGUUAUAUUUCCCGGCUAUUGAUACCUUCGGAAAGAAACUUCAAGACAAUAUUGAUAAAAUUGUUAAAAGUGGAAAUCCCGACAUUUUAACUUUGACUAUAAGUUAUUCUGCUGUAUUAAAGGGGAGGCAACAAUUUUGGGUGUCUACUCGAUCAUUUCAAAAGCCAAAAAGCUCCAACGCCACGGAUUCAAUACCAAAUGAUGAAAGAUCGGUGAAACAUGACGAGAGAACCGAAAAAAAUGGUCCAUCAUCUCCUUCACAAAGGACAACUCAAGUUUUAGAAGCCUCACGAUCAAGUCCUUUAUCAAAUGUGAGAGGUGAUAACUUAUCACCCUCUCAUUCAACUGUUAGAACUAAUAGUCCACGAAGGCAAAUACAUCCAUUGCCUGACAAGCCUUUUAAUAAAAAAGACCGUGAUAGGGACCGAGAGAGGGAUCGUAUCAAAGAUAGAAAAGAUGCUCAAUUUGAACGUGAAAAAGAAAUAAAGAAAAACGAUUAUCACGAUCGAGACAAGGAAGCAGAAUUGAUGAUUCGUAAUAAAGAAAGGCUGCCCAUUGAUGAUCGGAAUAAAAGAAUUGAUCACCAUCCUCGUUUACGAGAUCGUGAAGAAAAAAUUAAGGAGAAAGAACGAGAAAAACGUGAUGAAAGGCGCGAAGAACGACGUGACAAAGGCAAAGAAAAAGAGCGAGAAAGAUCGCAUCCUGUUAUUCGCAGACCACGAGAUGAUCGAGAAAUCAUGGCAACGCAAAGAUUUUUAAGCAACAAGAAAAGAGAUCGUGAUGAAAGAGACCGAGAUGAUGAACCGGAAUUACCAGUUCCUUCAACAAAGAAGAGAAAUAUUGAACGGGGCAUCGAAAGUCUCGCUGCUACCGUACCUCCCCGCCCACCCAUCAAAUUAAAUCGUUCUGUGGAACAUAUCAAUGAUUUGGCUUCUUCAAUGCCACUCGCACCAAUGAGUGGAAAAAGAAAUGAUAAGCGUGACAAUCGAAGAAGAUAUUAA